UGUCUUGCAGACUGAAGUGGCCUCGUCUGGCCCGGCGCGCCGCCCGGUCCCAUGGAGCUGGAGGGGCAGUGGUGGCGGGGACAGCUGGCUGCUGAUAUUCACCAAGCCCUUCGGUACAAGGAGCUGAAGUUACCCUCCUAUAAAGGCCAGUCCCCUCAACUAAGUCUCAGAAGGUAUUUUGCUGACUUGAUUGCCAUUGUGAGCAAUCGCUUCACACUCUGCCCUUCUGCCCGACAUCUUGCUGUCUAUUUGCUGGACCUAUUUAUGGAUCGGUAUGACAUCUCUAUCCAGCAGCUUCAUUUAGUUGCACUUUCCUGUCUGCUUCUGGCAAGUAAAUUUGAAGAAAAAGAAGAUAGUGUGCCUAAGCUAGAGCAGCUCAACAGCCUGGGUUGUAUGACUAAUAUGAAUCUAGUAUUGACAAAACAAAAUUUGCUACAUAUGGAACUAUUAUUAUUAGAAACUUUUCAGUGGAACCUCUGCCUUCCAACAGCUGCCCAUUUCAUCGAGUAUUAUCUCUCUGAAGCAGUACACGAAACAGAUCUUCAUGAUGGCUGGCCAAUGAUUUGCCUGGAAAAAACUAAACUCUACAUGGCCAAGUAUGCAGAUUACUUCCUAGAAGUAUCUUUGCAAGAUUAUGCCUUUCUAAAUUAUGCACCUUCUUUAGUAGCUGCUGCAUGUGUGGCUUCUUCAAGGAUUAUACUUCGUCUUUCUCCAACGUGGCCUACAAGACUUCAUCGUCUUACUGCUUACUCCUGGGAUUUCUUAGUGCAGUGCAUUGAACGGCUAUUGAUUGCUCAUGAUAAUGAUGUGAAAGAAGCAAACAAACAAAGAGGACAAGCAGUACCUCAGCCAGCACAACUAAGUGUGUUCCAGACAACAUCCCAGCCCUCGAGGUCAGUUCACUUUCAACAACCUCAGUAUCUCCAUCAGACGCAUCAGACCUCACUGCAGUAUCGCCAUCCUAUAUCAGAGCAACCAAGCUGUCAGCAGAUUGUAUCUACCACACACACCUCAUCUUACACACUACAGACAUGUCCUGCUGGGUUCCAGACUAGUGUUCAGGGCCUUGGGCAUGUGCAGACUGGUGUUGGGAUGUCACUGGCAAUACCAGUGGAAGUUAAGCCCUGUCUAAAUGUUUCUUAUAACCGGAGUUAUCAGCUAAAUGAACAUUUCCCUUGCAUUACUCCAUGUUUUGAAAGGUGAUUUUGUGUGAUGGUAAUGGUAACACCUGAUCCAGACUGUUUUGUGACUUGAAGCUGUGGGCCAGCUUUUUGUAAACUUCUCUAAAGGGAUUCAAAUUGCAUCAGAACUCUUUAAAUAGCAGCACCAGGAAGACUGAAUAUCCCUUUGAAUGCACCAUGAAUACUGGGAGGACUAAGCACACACUUUAACAGUAUGUAUGUCAAAUUCUGUUAAAUAGCUACAUGACAAAAAUUGUCAGCCCCUGCUGAGGGUCCAAGUAUUUCAAAAAUAUUCAAUACAACAAAAUUUGGACAGUUUCUAUCCAUUUUGCUGUUUUGAAAGUUAACCUGUGGUGGGCUCUGCGCCUAAUGUUGGCUUAUAUUGUCAGAGAUUAAUAGUUGUCUGUGUACUUGCCAAAUAGUCUUUUUAUGAAGGAAAGUUACAGUAUUAAUUUUUGAAGAGGUCCUUUUUUUUUAUUCUGCAGUUUUGAGUUAUAUUCUUGUUCUACAAGUGAUUUUUUGACUUAAGUUUAAACUCAUGAAUUGCCAUACCGAUCUGUACAGUAAAAAUAAAUUUUUUAGAUGAGUCUAUAUAACUUCCUAUCACAAGAUAGUAUAGGUACCUGAUUUAUGUACUAAAAUUAAGGAUGAAGUAGAUCUCUUAAAAUCAUGGCCAUAAAUUGUUGUUUUUUUUCCCUAAGUGACCAACCUCAAAUCUUUAGAAUUAAAACACAUUUAUCUCAGGGAAUUUGUACUACUUGGAAACACUUAACUGUAAUGCAACAUGUUUUGGGAAUGUUUUAGUAUGAGCUACCUUUAUAACAUAGGUUAAAAUACUCCUGCUAGGAUGUAUUUUCAAAUGAGAACAUAAUUGUAGCUUAGAAUGAAUGAAAUGGUGGUUUCUAUCCUUCAUAAUACAUAUAUAGAUUUUGCAUUUCUCAGUGCAAUGAUUUAUACUCAGAUUUGAUUUUACUCUAAAGGAGUUUUUUUUUUAAGAUACUCAGAUUUGAUUUUACUCUAAAGAAGUUUUUUCAAGGGAAGGCAUAACUGUAAAAUGUCAGUACUAGAAUAAAGUUUUGUAGGUUUCUUUUUAAGUGAAUGUGGCCAGGGUAGUUCUCAGGUUGUGCUAGAGCAGCACUUUGUUACAUGGAAGACAGGUUUUAUAAGCAACCUUUGUGUCCAGCUAGUCAGUAUAAGCAGGCAAGAGUGUUGAUUACUAAACUUCAGUAGCCAUUUUCAAUAGAUUGGCCCCAGAAACUGCCCUGGGACUUUUCACUAUACUGGUAAUGAGUGAAAACAGCAAUGAUAAGUCAUUACAGCAAGGGCAAUUUGAGGGUAAUGAGUUUGGAGGGAGUAAACAUAAAAAGAAAAAUCAUUGUAAUAACUGAAACUAUAUACAUUGUGCUCUUAUCUGUGGGAGAAGAGAGAUUUGGUGGAGGGAAGCUUUCUGAUUUAAAAAUUAGUAAGGUGUGUCUUUUUGUUUGUGUUUUUUUUUUUUUUUUUUAAGAUAGCACUUGAAUAGAAGGGAAACUGCAUGGCAGGUAGGCGACCGCCACAAUAUGCAUUGAAGACAAACAUAAAGAUGUGGGUAUGCAGCAAGAGUCUCAGUAAACAAGCCAAAUGGCUUCUGUUAGGAAGGGAAGGGACUCAAAAAAUGAUCCAAAUGGCUCCAGUGGAUAAGUGUGGGUGGGUGGCUUCUGCCAGUGUGAAUUCUUAGAGAAUGUCCUUUCCUUAAAACAGAGGUAACCUUUAUAAUUAGAGUACAUAGGGCAUGAUGUGGAUUUAUUAGUCUGGUAGAUAAAAAUAAAAAAUUAAAAACCACUCAGGUAAGAACACUUACAUGGCAGUUUUCAAGCAUGAAAAUUGUUUUAUGAAAGUAUCAUCAUUUUUCCUCUUUAUAGAAGGCUGCUAAUUGAAUUUUGGUAGUUCUUACCUCAAGAGAACUUGAAUUAUUUUGGGGAAGGUGGGUUCAUUAGAAUAUAUCUUUAGUAUUCACAUUCAGAACCCAGCAACCUGGAGUCCAAUUUUCAGUGUUUUAACUACCUCAGUAAUACUAUGAAUGUAAGAUACUGGGAUAGAGAUCCCAACUUGAAACAACAACUGGUGCCUAUCGUAAUUUAAUGUAUUGUCAAAUGCUUUUAUUGAUUGGUUUAAAUGUCAUUCUUGUUAUAGAAUAUGCCUUUUUAAAAAGCUUAUAAUAACCCACUCCCAGUUUAUAUUUAAAAAAGCUAAAGAACACUGGAUUACUUUGGGUGGGGGGGGAGGUAGAAUAAAAUAAUUGGUUAUUAUUGCUGCAUACCCAGGGUGGGGUGGGAUGGGGUUGUUGGAGAACCAGAACUAUUUUUAAAACAUUAGAUUUCAGUAUGAAUUCAAGUCACAACUGCUAGCUUUGGGAGGUGUGGGUGGGGGGAGUUAUGUGGGUUUCGUUUUGUUUAACUUAUUGACUAGUCUUUAAAGUAGGUCUUCUUUUUUUUAUAUAUUACUGGACCAUCAUUAAAUGUGUACUGUGAAGAGAUUAAUGAUGUGUAUAAAGGGCUUUACCAAAGUCCACUGAAUAAACACUACUCAAAUACAGACUGCAAACCAAAUGUAUCUGUUAUAACAUUAAAAUGCAAAUGGCGAGUAUGGUGCUAAAGUCUACACCCGUGGAGUUAGAUGAGUGCUAUGCACUUAAUUUUAAAAUAAAACUAGUUUUCAAUAAAAUGGUUUUGGUGUUUUGUUUUUUAAAUGUAAAUUUGAUGUAUACUUGCAUCUUCAUUGAGCCAUGUCAUCAUAUAAGUCAGACUUGAAAUCACGAUGAUACUUGCUAAGAGGCAUCUAGAUGUAGAAUAUAACUGUAGUGGUGGGAAGCAUUUGUCCAUUCAUUGUGUUUUCCACACUGAGCAUCAAAGCUCACAAAAGUAUAUUGAACGCAGUUUUGACGCUUUUGAGCUUCCAGUUAGGUGUGUGUUAGCAGUGUCUAAUUAAACAAUGCAAGCUUCAGAAAAUUGAAAUCUAAUUCAAAGAAAAUAGUCAAGCGUGUGAGAGGGAACAGGGUCAACAGUGAGUGAUAAUGGUCUGUUCACCUAAGUUUAAGUAUUAUUUGCUACUAAUUCAACUUAAAACUUAGAUAUAAUUUGUUCUGAAGAGUAAAAUUUUAACAGGUUUGUGUGGGUUAGGAAUUCACACUCCUAGAAAGCAUUUUUUAAAUUAGUCUUAUGUAUUGUCAGUUGCUCUGGCACAGAAGCAGGGUUUAGCCACAGCCCUUAUGAGAAUCAAUACACAAUGAUCUUUGAGGCUGAAUUUAAGAAACAGAGCAAUAAGCAUUCCAAAUCAGGACAGGUAGCUUUACUUUGAGGUGAUUCUGAAUCCCAUGUGACAUGUUUUUAAUCAUCAACAACUGUCCUUCUCAAGUUCAUGAUAAAAGAUUUACCUCCCUAGCCAUAAGCAGCUUAUAUUUAGCUUGAUAUGACUAGCACACUUGAAACAAUUGGAAUUAUAUAGUCUAGAACUCAGUUUAAUAUUAUUUUGAUUUCAGGAUCACUAGCUUACAAAGUGGUAGUAUCAUUUUGCCUUCCCACAAGCAUUGAGAGUUCCUGUUGCUCUACAUCCUCACCAGCCUUUGGUGGUGUCAGUGUUCCAGAUUUUGGCCAAUAGAUGUGUAGUGGUAUCUCAUUUAAAAAAUCCCUUAGAUUAAAAAAAAAA
Messenger RNA from Myotis davidii, 4865 nucleotides. RefSeq names its product cyclin J (gene CCNJ). The transcript is spliced from 5 exons. The record is from RefSeq and is a predicted model, not a curated record. Gene Ontology annotation, cellular component: cyclin-dependent protein kinase holoenzyme complex; nucleus; cytoplasm. Gene Ontology annotation, biological process: mitotic cell cycle phase transition; regulation of cyclin-dependent protein serine/threonine kinase activity. Bases 52 to 1203 code for a protein of 383 amino acids. NCBI's taxonomy places the organism in Eukaryota, Metazoa, Chordata, Mammalia, Chiroptera, Vespertilionidae. Gene Ontology annotation, molecular function: cyclin-dependent protein serine/threonine kinase regulator activity.